AUGCAUCUUUUCUAUUUAAUCUGCUUCCUUGUAUCUAUUGUAAAUGCAUUACCAGUUUUUAAUCAACACAUUGUAUUGAAUCAACAAAGUAUUGAAGAACAAUGGUAUUCGUCUCAGGAAUAUGACAUGUAUUCUACUAUUGUUGAUUAUUAUGAAAACUUGGUAGACUCAAUACUCAACACAGAAAGUGAAGUGUUAUUAUUAAACUUGAUUCAUUUACCGAAAGACGCAUUAAAUAAUAUCUUGACUUUACAAGCAAAAGAACUAUUAGAAUCCAAAUCAAUUUCGAAAAAACAAUUAGACAAGAUGCCAGCCAUUGUUGGUAGAUAUAUACAAAUGAUGAAUGAUCAUAUCUUUUAUAGUAUUGAACCAACUAUUAAAUUGCAUUGGAAUCUUUCUGAUAAAGAGGAUAUACAGACAUUCUUAUUCACUUUAAAUGAUAUCGUCAUCAAGACGUUAUUAAACGACAUGAACCAGUUUCAUCUUUUGGAUAAAGUAAGAAAUGAAUUAAUGAUCCUAUCAACGAAUCACAAUGAAAAAGUAUCAAUGACUGUUUACGAGUGGAUAAAAUAUCGAUUACUACAAAAGAACUGGAUUUCAACAUCAACGGUUACUGUUUCUGAUAUAGUAGAACUAGAAUUCUUGAAACAUUACUUGAAUGAGAUUCGUACACGUCUAUUGAUAGAAUCAAAUAGUCAGUUUAUAGAUUUCUACACAAGACUUCGAUAUGAUUUAAUAAUGGAUGACUAA
Messenger RNA from Cokeromyces recurvatus, 750 nucleotides. RefSeq lists its product as uncharacterized. The transcript is spliced from 2 exons. Lineage: Eukaryota; Fungi; Mucoromycota; Mucoromycetes; Mucorales; Mucoraceae. The record is from RefSeq and is a predicted model, not a curated record. The coding region runs from base 1 to 750 and encodes 249 amino acids.